Molecule: messenger RNA, 3047 nt
Organism: Salvelinus sp. IW2-2015
Lineage: Eukaryota; Metazoa; Chordata; Actinopteri; Salmoniformes; Salmonidae
Product: transmembrane protein 161B
Source: RefSeq, a predicted model, not a curated record
GUGACCUCUACUGCAGUUGAAAACACUUGGGAACCGAGCUUGAAUGAAUUGGUCAUUGAAAUAUAAUUGCAGCAGUUUGAUUUAUAAAUUAAUUAAUCUUAACUAUCACCAACUUCAGAAAGGCUUAUGUGCUCCGCGCCGCUCGAUUUCCGACUCGGGGAGCUUAGUGUGACAGUUGUCGGCGUUAAGUCCAUUUCAGCACAACUGCAUCAACAUGGGUGUGAUCGGUGUGCAGCUGGUGGUUACUAUGGUAAUGGCCAGUGUAAUUCAGAAGAUCAUACCUCAUUAUUCCUUUGCAAGAUGGCUACUCUGCAGUGGCAGUCUGCGGUGGUACCAGCACCCUACGGAAGAUGAGUUGAGGAGCCUUGCCGGAAAGCAACAAAAAACUAAGAGCAAGAAAGACCGGAGGAACAAUGGCCACAUAGAGAACAAGCCUCUGACCAUUCCCAAGGACAUAGACCUGCAGCUGGAGACCAAGUGCAUCACAGAAGUGGACACGUUAGCUUUGCACUACUUCCCAGAGUUCCAGUGGCUGGUGGACUUCACAGUGGCAGCCACAGUGGUGUAUCUGAUCACCGAGCUGUACUACACAGUGGCCCAGCCCUCUGGGGAGAUGAACAUCAGCGUGGUGUGGUGCCUGCUCGUCCUCGCCUUCGUCAUUAAGACCCUGUUCUCCCUGACGGCCUUCUACUUCAAGCUGGAGGAAGGUGGCGAGCGCUCGCUCUGCAUCACCUUCGCUUUCUUCUUCUUUGUCAAAGCCAUGGCCAUCCUCAUCGUCACUGAGAACUACCUGGAGUUUGGCCUGGAGACAGGUUUCGCAAAUUUCUCUGAAAGUGCCACACAGUUUUUGGAAAACCAGGGGUUAGAGUCCCAGGGUCCCAUAUCUAAACUCACCUUUAAGCUGAUCCUGGCCUUGCUCUGCUCUCUGAUUGGUGCAUUCCUCACCUUCCCCGGCCUACGAUUGGCUCAAAUGCACCUGGACGCCCUCAACCUGACCACAGCCAAAGUCACACAGACCUUGCUUCAUAUCAACUUCCUUUCCCCUCUUAUUAUGGUACUGCUGUGGGUGAAGCCUAUAACUAAGGACUACCUCCUGAAUCCUGCCCUGGGGAAGGAGAGUAUGCCUUUGAUGACUGAGGAGACCUAUGACACGUUGCGGUUGUGGGCCAUCCUGCUGCUGUGUGUGCUGCGCCUGGCCAUGAUGAGGCACCACCUCCAGGCCUACCUCAACCUGGCCCAGAAGGGCGUGGAGCAGAUGAAGAAGGAGGCGGGACGCAUCAGCACCGUUGACCUGCAGAAGAUGGUGGCCCGUGUUUUCUACUACCUAUGUGUAAUCGCACUGCAGUAUGUGGCACCCUUGGUGAUGUUGCUGCAUACAACCUUGCUGCUAAAAACCUUAGGUGGACACUCCUGGGGCGUGUACUCUGAGGAAGACCUCCCCUGCCCAAUGGAGAUGAACUCUGACCCUGCUGUGGUUGCUGCAGCUCCAGGACUGGCUGUGGAGGCCCAGGCAUCGGUGGUCCAGCUGUCGGUGGCCCUCGGGGGCCUGCGAACAGUGUUCACCCCCCUGCUUUUCCGUGGCCUCCUCUCCUUCCUCACCUGGUGGAUCGCUGCCUGCCUCUUUUCCACCUCCAUCUUCGGCCUCUUCUACCACCAGUAUCUCAUGGCGGCAUAGCAGCAUUCCCCCAGGGUCAGGGUGGUGUCCCACUGGGCUCUGUUCCAGCCCCGUUCAGAAAUGACUGUGUGGUGCAGGGCUCUAGGGACAACCCUUCUCCCCUCCCACAGCCACGUCCCUCAUGACCAUAUCUGCAGAGAACCCCUGGUUCACCCCCAGUGCUUCCUUCAUGGAUUACUCUUAACUUGACUUUUACUACCUUUUUAUUUUGAGAGCAGGAUUCGCAAAUCCUUAACAAAAGACACUAAUAUAAAUGAGAGUAAUGGUAAUAUGUGUGUGCGUACAGUCUUAAACAGAGCAGCAGAGAACCUUGUCUCUGCAUACUAUGGGGGGUGGGGUGGGGGUGGCUGUGGAUGUUGUAAAGGGAUGUGUGAACUAAAGCAGCCAAUAAGAGGUCACCACUGCGAUGCUUGUCCUACUGGAGAAGGAGGAGGGGACACCUCACUGGGAGAGUCCCUGCUGAGAUCCCAUCACUUGAAACUGUUCAAUUGAAAUAUGUCUAACUGGCUACCAAGGACGAACAUGGGUUUUUAAAUGUGCGUUCCUUAUGAUUUGUGAAAUAUUUUAUCCCCCCUUUACUGUCCCUGGUACAAACUGAGCCAUACUGGAAGAGCUGAGAGAAACUUGUGCCCCUUCUGACAGGUGUGACGACAGCCAGCGGGGGCAGCAACACACAAGCCGUGGCCAAGGGAAUGGUACGUGUGAAUGUGAGUAAGAUCCCUGCUGUGAGGUCGGUGUACAACUAAAAGGGCAUUUUGAUCAAUAGAAGUGUCAAGUCAAAUGCCAAUUGUAAGCUACGGCCUCUUUCCUCCACCCUCCCCUGUACCCGUCCUCCCCUUGUAGAGCCAGUAGGGAAACUACAAUUUUAUGUCUUCUGUUUUUUGUUUCAUGGAUCAAAUUGUGAAUUUAGAAAUGUGUUUUUAUUUGAAAGAGCUGCCAAGUAAGUGACCCCUCUGGUGGGCUGUAGAUUUGAUGAUUGAUAGUUUUACAGCAACCCUGCGGCCUUCUGUCUUCAGAGUCCCCAACGAGGAACCAAUAGAGCACAAGUGUGUACUCAUACACUUGUGCAUAUCUUGUUCUAUGUACAGACUUUCCUAGGCUUACUGACUCUCUCUCUCUCUCACACACACACACACACACACACACACACACACACAUAUAUAUAGUCACAAGCUCAAACACAGGGAUGAUUGUCCAGCCCGUUCAGGAGUAAAGAACAGUUGUCUGGACAGAGGGGUAUACUACAAAGCAGGAUCAAUGAGUUAGCCAGAUAACUUUGACAAACAGUUUGUUGUCUGGUUCAUUAAGAAAGCUAAACAUAGAUACAGUACCAGUCAAAAGUUGGACACACCUACUCAUUUCAAGGGUUUUU